Messenger RNA from Lolium perenne, 1166 nucleotides. Its product is annotated as protein NEGATIVE GRAVITROPIC RESPONSE OF ROOTS-like. The record is from RefSeq and is a predicted model, not a curated record. Gene Ontology annotation, biological process: gravitropism; regulation of growth. NCBI's taxonomy places the organism in Eukaryota, Viridiplantae, Streptophyta, Magnoliopsida, Poales, Poaceae.
AUGGGGAUCAUCAACUGGGCGCGGAGCAGAUUCAACGGCAGAACGGAGAGCAAAAGACUUGAUCUUGGAGCUGCAAGCCAGCCAGAGAGAAGCCAAGUUGUUCCGGAGGAGUACCAUCUCACGGACGAGCAGCAACAAUGGCACUCUCAGCAAGACCAGGCAGCCGGUUUCCUCUCCAUCGGCACGCUCGGAAACGUUAUUGACGAGCCGUCGAAAGAAGACCACCCCGCGUCGACGCACGAUGACCUGCCGGAGUUCACCAUCGAGGAGGCAGAGAAGCUCCAGGAGGCCCUCACAAAGCUCCUCUGGCGCGCAAAAUCCAAGUCCGGCUCCCGCAAUGCCGAGGACGGCCUCAGCCUGCCGCUAGACCGAUUCCUCAACUGCCCGUCCAGCCUAGAGGUGGACAGGAGAGUCAGGAGGACCCACGAUGAAGGCGACGACGUUGAAGGCGACAACCACCUCUCGCCCAACACCAAGAUCAUCCUGAGCAUGGCCAAGGACCUGCUAGUCAACACCGGUAACAGCAGAGGCUCCAGCGUCAAGAACAAGUCCUUCAAGUUCCUGCUCAGGAAGAUGUUCGUCUGCGACGGCGGUUUCGCGCCAUCCCCGAGCUUGAAGGAUCCGGUGGAAUCGAGAAUGGACAAGUUUUUCCGGACAGUGCUCAGCAAGAAGAUCAAUGGCCGGCCAAGCAGCACCGCCAUGGCGAAAAGCUAUUACUUGGAGGAUAAGCACAAUAAGAGGUCACAGCCACGCGGUAGCUCUUGCCGUGAAGUGGAUAGCGAGGAAGAAGAUUGCUGCAGAUGGGACAGGACAGAUUCUGAAUUCAUUGUUCUGGAGAUAUAAAGGGAAAAGCCACUCGCAUCACAAUGAGUUUCCCGAAAGGAACACGGAGAGAAUGUUGGACGAACGAAUGACGAGAAGCAAGGGCACCGUUGGGGGAGAAGGAGCACUCUCUGCUGUUCCAACAAACACUGAACUGCUUCUCUAGAAUUUUUUGAGCUAACAGCAUUCGAAACUGUACAUGAUAGACUCAAGCUUCGAGCUGUAUGCGCACAUGAAAAAUAUUCCAUCUUGCAUAUGACAAUAUGUAUAUCCAUUUUUUGUCAUAUAAGAGGUGAAAACACUUUCAAUUAGCAUUCUGUACAAGGGAUUGCCUAUAUGUAUAU